Molecule: messenger RNA, 448 nt
Organism: Scutellospora calospora
Lineage: Eukaryota; Fungi; Glomeromycota; Glomeromycetes; Diversisporales; Gigasporaceae
Source: the annotation of a GenBank genome assembly
AUCUAAUUGGAAUAUGUAUAUCCAAAAAAUAAAAACUCCUCGUAAGGGUAUACAACUUGGUGUAUAUUUACAUCGUCAUUCAAUGCCAGAUCCUACAUCACCUUGUGGUAACAAUGGUAAUUCCUCUUCAAUAAUGAAUGUAUCCCCCUUAAAUAAAAGUCCUACGUCUUCUCCUGGAGCAGAUGAUCGAUUUACUACAUCAACUCGUCAAUCAAUGUUGUUGAAGAAUAAUAAUGAAAAGAGUUUUUCAAGAUAUGCAGAUAAAAGGAAAACUGUUAGGACUUGGUUUAAAAUAUUUUGUCCGUCAAGAGGGCCUAGUCACGGUUGGCGAAGCUCAAGUCUUUGUCAAGAUGAUUAUCUCUUGGAUGUUCGUGAUUAUGACACUACUGCUUCAGCUAUGUCAAAUUCUGCUUCAUCAACUUUAAAAUUUUCUGUGGUUAUGGGACAU